This is a messenger RNA of Medicago truncatula (barrel medic), 670 nucleotides long. Its product is annotated as dolichol-phosphate mannose synthase subunit 3. Bases 202 to 471 code for a protein of 89 amino acids. The record is from RefSeq and is a predicted model, not a curated record. Gene Ontology annotation, biological process: GPI anchor biosynthetic process. The transcript is spliced from 4 exons. Lineage: Eukaryota; Viridiplantae; Streptophyta; Magnoliopsida; Fabales; Fabaceae. Gene Ontology annotation, cellular component: dolichol-phosphate-mannose synthase complex; endoplasmic reticulum membrane.
AAAUUAGACAACUUUCUCAGCAAUACGCUCUUCUAUCGAUAAAGCCGUGUCUCAAUCUCAUUUCAUCGCUCAUUCUCAAAUCACUCCACCACCGCGCCUCACCGUCGCCGCCAUCUCCUGCUUCCGCCAGUCUUGAGUCAUCUGUAACCGCUGCCGGAGUCUAAGCUGUUUCGGCCUCUUUCUUCAUCAAUUGAUUGAUAAAUGAAGCAUAUUGUAAAGAUAUUGUCGCUGGUAAUUGCCAUCACUGCUUUAUGGAUUGGCCUUCUACAAACUUCUACCAUUCCUCAAAGUCAUACUUGGUUGCUACCAAUCUAUUUUGUUGUGUCUUUAGGAUGUUACGGUCUAUUAAUGGUUGGAGUUGGUCUGAUGAAUUUUCCUACUUGUCCUCAAGAAGCCCUGUUGUUGCAAAAGGAUAUUGUUGAGGCCAAGGAAUAUUUGAAGCAAAGGGGAGUUGAUGUCAGUACCAGCUGAUGUGUUCUGUAGAUCUUCUCUGAUGUUUAGGAUUAGCUUCCGGUAAUUAAUUACCAGCUGAUGCGUCUGGCAUUCUACCUUUUACUCUAAAUAGUAAUAUACGAACAACUUUGAAUUUCCACUAAUGUAUGCAUACUCUUUCUGUUACAGUCAAUUGUUUUCUUUUAAUUCCUUAUACAUGAUACACAAUUCCUUUUAA